AUGGAAUCAAAAGCGUCGAAAAACCAAUCGAAAGGUACCAAACCACCGUCGACGGAAUCUGUCGUUGUCUUGCAGCAAGUUCCUAUCAAGCCCCUAACCAAACCACUAACCUACCCGUCCAUGGUCUCGGUUGUAGAGUUCAUCAGCUUUGGUAGACGAAAACAACUAUACGCCAAGUGUCCAACAAUUCGAAAACUCGAAGAAAGACUACCCUAUCAUCUUGAACGCAUGGAAAUCCAAACAAUAGGCCCUGGCUACAUCAUUUUGCGCUUUGAAAAUGUUUCAAUUGGUUAUUUUGGUUCGAAUAACGAAAGUGAUGGCAAGAUAGCAAUGUGGUGCUCCGGAAAACGGGUGAAACGAUCAACAGGACUGUCUUUGUAUGAGGCGACUGAAAAGUUUGCAUUGUAUAAUUUGAGCAGACCGGGGACAACAAUAAAGACACUUGAGACAAAAUUCACCCCGAAAUGUAUUUUGAACUGUAUCCCCUUGACAAUCGAAAAUUAUGUAGUGGACUGUAACGAAUGGGACGAAUGGAUCAUCCGUACAACCAGACCAGUUAAAACUCUGCAGACUGAUUUUAUAAUCAGACAUGACACGAUCAAGUACGCAAAACACGUGACAGUGACUCGACCAGCGCAUCUUCCGAUCAGAAUCCACACAGACAUAUUGUCGGAAUGGAAUUGUGAAUCUAUUACAAUUGAGAGGAAACUGACUCAUAUGGAGGUAUUGGAUUACUGUAGAAGAGUGUCAAAAAGAACCGAUCGACUGAUUGGAAGCGUUUUCAAGUCAAAGUUGGGUGGAUACUCAACAGAGUUGUUCGAAAUGCUUUCUCGGGAACUAAAUGCAAGAAAGAUAACGUUGAAAAUCUUUGGUGGCGGUCUGCUACAGUUUGCAACUAUCCACAUUAACGAAUCGACCGAGUUGGUUAUUUCAUAA
This is a messenger RNA of Caenorhabditis remanei, 936 nucleotides long. RefSeq lists its product as uncharacterized. The record is from RefSeq and is a predicted model, not a curated record. The transcript has 5 exons. Bases 1 to 936 code for a protein of 311 amino acids. Lineage: Eukaryota; Metazoa; Nematoda; Chromadorea; Rhabditida; Rhabditidae.